Molecule: messenger RNA, 891 nt
Organism: Drepanopeziza brunnea f. sp. 'multigermtubi' MB_m1
Lineage: Eukaryota; Fungi; Ascomycota; Leotiomycetes; Helotiales; Drepanopezizaceae
Source: RefSeq, a predicted model, not a curated record
AUGGUCCAAUACGUCAUCACACCCUGGCGCCACGCCCGCGAUCUCCUCGCCGUCCGCGCAGAUUUCUAUCCCGGUCCCCGCAGACAGGACUUGGACGUAGUUAGGGAGCGGCGCCACGCCGCCGCAGCGAGGGUCGCGGUGUGGAUGCAGCGGGGUAACUGCCCGCACCUGGUGGAGAGCACAGCGCUGCUGACGGCGGCGAUGCUGAAUGAUGGGAAGGGGAACGCGACUUACUGUGUCAGGGCGGCAUUCGUCACAGGUCUCCUCGAUAGCCACCAAGACAAGCGCCGGAAGCUGAGCAUGUACUCAAUCGCCAAAACCAUCGGCCUACCCGCGACUUACGUCGAGCUCCGCCACCAGGUCACCCACGAAGAGCUACCCUCACUCUCCAAGCUCCGUACCGCUACUCAGAAAGCGCUGCACUGGAUAUGGGACUACUACUGGGCCAAGCUCCCAGACGCACCCACUCCUCAGGAAGAAUGCUACGUGUUCAUGCAGAGACUCUUCGAGGCGAGAGCCACACCGUUCUACGCCGCGCUGGAGCAGUCCUUGGACAACUGGGCUCCAGAGCAGCUGCUGGAGGCGCUGUGGGCGGUUGACACUGGUGGCGCCCCGCUCUUCUCGGGGGGGCUGGGCGAUUCCUGGGAGCUGCGAAUCCAGAAUCGUAUUCUGAAGGAGGAAGGGGCUCUGCUCGUUGACGCAUCGCCAGGCGGGGAGGUCAAAGCCGUGAGUAGCAUCGAGGAGGUCAGAGCGGAAAUGGAGAUGAUGAACAGGGAACUGGAUGCUGAGGAUGUACGAAAGCCCCAGGAGGCAGCCGGCCAUCCUGCCAAGGGUAAAGGCUGGGCGUUAUGGGAGGGUCCCUGGGUACCGAAACCGAUUGGGACGAUCUGA